Messenger RNA from Penaeus vannamei (Pacific white shrimp), 1842 nucleotides. The record is from RefSeq and is a predicted model, not a curated record. Lineage: Eukaryota; Metazoa; Arthropoda; Malacostraca; Decapoda; Penaeidae.
UACACACCGAGACGAACACGGCGUGACUACAGCAAUAACAAACUACAAAAAUAAUGAAUAACGAUAAUAGUAAUAACAAUAAUAAGUAGUAAAAUGAUAAAAGCUCUUUAUCAUUGAAGAUAUGUGAUGUGAAGAGGUCAGUUUCAGCAAUUUUAAGCCGUGAAAUGAAUGUUUCUUGAGGCAGUGAGUGUGUUUAUAAUAGACUGCAUUAAGAGGCGCAGAAUUAUAGGACAAUGACGAAAGAGAAAGCUCAACUGUCGCGCAAUGAUUGGAUUGCCCUCCAUUGCUCGCUGUUGGAAGAGGAGAGGAAGGCAGAGGUCAGCGCUGCACAAUCAGAGGUUGAAGGGGCAUCCCUCAAGGUCCUCGAGGCAAGAGGAGUGGUGCUAGGGCAUUUAGUUAUCAGCGAGAGAUCUACUGGCCUCUAUGGACGACCCAUGAUCACAUUUGUCCCUGCAAGGAAAGAUGCUGUUUUACCUGCGAAUAAUUUUUCUUCAGGGGAUAUUGUUGGUGUAUGUGACAGUGGAUCAGGCCAGCAGUGUGCAACAGGAGUGGUGAAGUAUGUUUCACAGAAAAAUAUACAGAUUGUUCUCGACGAUGACGCUGAUGAGUUGGACAGCCUUAGCGAUGAUACUCAACUGCGACUGAACAAGCUAGCAAAUGACGUUACCUACAGAAGGAUAAAAUCAGGACUGACUGAGCUUGAUAAGUUGAUUAAUGGCCCAGCUGCGCACACAGUCUCAGUGUUAUUUGGUGAAUCUCCUCCAAGGUCUGCGGCUCCUUCCUUACCACCACAACUAACUGGAGCUGAUGGCAAGAUACAACUUUUUAACAAAAACCUGGACAAUUCACAGCGGGAGGCAGUUGAGUUUGCCAUUCAGAGGAGUGAUCUGGCAGUGGUCCAUGGUCCGCCUGGCACAGGGAAAACUACAACCAUUGUGGAGGUCAUUAGGCAGCAUGUGAAACUCAAGUCAAAGGUUUUAGCUUGUGCCCCGUCCAACCUUGCAGUGGAUAACCUGGUAGAAAGACUAGCAGCAGCCAAGGUUCGUGUUGUGCGUGUGGGUCAUCCGGCACGUGCCACUCCACUCACCCAGCGCUAUACUCUGGACUGCCUUAUGCAUCACAGUGAUGAAUCCCAACUAUUGAAGGAUAUUCAUCGCGAUAUUAACGACCAACUCAAACAACUGAAGACGGCCAAAGACAGAGGAAAGAGGCAGCACAUCAGGAGGGAAAUAAAAACGUUUAGGAAGGAGUUAUAUGAGAGGGAGAUGAGACUCACAAAGCAGAUCCUGAUGACCAGUGACGUCAUCUUGGCUACCCUCACCAGCAGUAGUAAUGAUGGUCCCCUUAAGCUCUUGAGGGAGGAUUUCUUCGAUGUGGUGGUCAUUGACGAAUGCUCGCAGGCAAUUGAAGCUGCCUGUUAUAUGUCCCUCCUCCGAGCCCCAAAGCUGAUAAUAGCAGGCGAUCACUGCCAGCUUCCUCCUACUAUUGUGUCUAAAGAAGCAGCUGAGAAGGGCUUGGAACUCUCGCUCAUGGAGAGAGUUAUAAAUCAGUGUGGAGAAGAAGUUGUCAGGAUGUUAACCGUGCAGUACCGCAUGAAUACUGACAUCAUGCAGUGGGCAUCGACAGCCAUGUACCAAGACCGCCUAGUUGCCCACUCCUCUGUAGCCUCGCAUCUUCUUCAUCAGAUGCAGGGAGUGACGACUAAUGAAGAUACAGGUACAGUUCACCAUUGAUGUUUCUCUUCUUUGAAAUGUAUUGCAUGUGUUGCUGUUUCUUUGCAGAUUCACCUGUUUUGCAUGGGAGUUUGUUCAAAGGGGGUUGUUACGGUGUUUGAAUAUAAGC